UCAAAACCUUUUUGACUCUCCCCGCUCCCCGUAGCGCCUUAGCCCGCUCGAGUUUCAAUGCGCGUUGUUGCCUGCCGAAGCGGAGUCCUAUACACCGCCCGCCGCUCUUCUGACCAUGGCUUCUCCGAGUUCCUUCACCUACUACUGCCCUCCAUCUUCCAACCCUGCUUGGUCAGAGCCGCUGUACAGCCUGAGGCCGGAGCACGCGCGGGAGCGGUUGCAGGACGACUCGGUGGCAACAGUCACGUCCAUAGAACAGGCAAAAGUAGAAGAGAAGAUCCAAGAAGUCUUCAGCUCUUACAAGCUCAACCACCUUGUACCAAGGCUCAUCCUGCAGAGGGAGAAGCAUUUCCACUAUCUGAAAAGAGGCCUCCGACAGCUGACAGACGCCUAUGAGUGUCUGGAUGCCAGCCGCCCUUGGCUCUGCUAUUGGAUCCUGCACAGCUUGGAGCUACUGGAUGAACCCAUCCCCCAGAUAGUGGCUACAGACGUGUGUCGGUUCCUGGAGCUGUGUCAGAGCCCAGAGGGCGGCUUUGGAGGGGGCCCUGGGCAGUACCCACACCUGGCCCCCACGUACGCAGCCGUCAACGCACUCUGCAUCAUUGGCACCGAGGAGGCCUACGACGUCAUCAACAGAGAGAAGCUGCUGCAGUAUCUGUACUCCCUGAAACAGCCCGACGGCUCCUUCCUGAUGCACGUGGGAGGGGAAGUGGACGUGAGGAGCGCGUACUGUGCCGCCUCGGUGGCCUCGCUCACCAACAUCAUCACCCCAGACCUGUUCGAGGGCACAGCUGAGUGGAUAGCAAGGUGUCAGAACUGGGAAGGCGGGAUCGGUGGGGUGCCAGGAAUGGAAGCCCACGGCGGCUACACUUUCUGUGGCCUGGCUGCGCUGAUGAUCCUCAAGAGAGAACGCUCCUUGAACUUGAAGAGCCUGUUGCAAUGGGUGACGAGCCGGCAGAUGCGAUUCGAAGGGGGAUUCCAGGGCCGCUGCAACAAGCUGGUGGACGGCUGCUACUCCUUCUGGCAGGCGGGCCUCCUGCCCCUACUGCACCGCGCGCUGCACACUCAAGGUGACACAGCCCUCAGCAUGAGCCACUGGAUGUUCCAUCAGCAGGCCCUGCAGGAGUACAUCCUGAUGUGCUGCCAGUGCCCCGCGGGGGGCCUGCUGGACAAGCCCGGCAAGUCGCGGGACUUCUACCACACCUGCUACUGCCUCAGUGGUUUGUCCAUAGCCCAGCACUUCGGCAGCGGAGCCAUGUUGCACGACGUGAUCCUCGGUGUGCCGGAAAACGCGCUGCAGCCCACACACCCGGUGUACAACAUCGGCCCGGACAAGGUGAUCCAGGCCAGCACGCACUUUCUGCAGAAGCCCGUCCCCGGCUUCGAGGAGCUCCAGGACGACGUGUCUGUGUCGCCAGAGCCUGCCAGCGACUAGGCCACCUGCGGCCCCCGCCUCCCCGCCCAGACCCAUAGUGCGCUGUGUGCCGCACAAGCCUUAGCCACUAUGGAGCUCUGCCUCUCUCUGUCCUUUCGCGCCAAACCAAACCAAGCCGGUGGCUCUGGGGGACGAGAACGCGGUGGUGUGGUUUUCACAAAUUCUUUCCAAAAGUUAUCAAACCAAAAACCUCUUAGCUGGGCGGAAGCGGUGCCCGCCCACAGCUCCAGCUUGGACAGUGCUUGGAAGUGAACGGCCGCACCCACGGCCCCGGCCGGGACGGCGCCUGCCUUGCCUUGCCAGACACUCCCAUGGUACACAGCGUGCCCUAGGCCGUGGGGGACCGUAGGGGUGCCCAGGCCCCACAGCAGGAGCACACGGGGCUGCGCUGGGAGCCGCCUCCGCCUCGCGCCUCCCACCCUGGUCAUUUGCAGGGGCAGGAGCUGGGGUGGGGGGAAGGAGGGUCUCCUGGGGCCGGUUGUCCGACCCCUCCACGCUGGAGAACGGAGUCACCAUGCACCCCUGCAAGGCCGCGCUUGCUGCAUGGAUGACACCUGCUUCUGCCCCAAGGGUGAGGACUUCGGCCCCGGAAACCAAUAAUGAGUGGAAGUGAACCCCAAGUUCCACUCCCAGCCAGGGGAAGCAGCCCCCGGGCUCCCACCCUCUCCCUGCGCAUCAUGUACCUGAGAAUCCCCCAAAGUGCUCAGGGUGGCGCCCACAGCCUGGGGCCACUCACCGCGUCCCCCCUUGCUCCACACUCCCAGUGCUGUCUUCUCUCUCCCCAAGUAUUAACACGACUAGAUCUCUCACCCAGACUGAUGACUUGGGCCUGGCCCCCGCCCUGCCUGCUCUGGGCUCCCAGGAAUAAGGUUAAGUGCUGGGCAGGGCCAUCAGCUGCUGUGGGGGACAGGGGGCCCGGGCGCCUCCACAUCGAGCCCUUCGCUGGCAGUGGGGUGCCGAGCGGGGUCACCUGCCCAUGACCUGGCCGUCACAGACGGGGCUCGGAGAUGCAGCGGGAGGCUCUUCUCAACCCACUGGCCGCUGGCUGCCUCUCACUCCCAUGGCUGUGGCAGGUUGGGCCCCCUGUUACCUCCUUGGAAUAAUAAAAGAAUAACAUUUUCU
This is a messenger RNA of Lepus europaeus (European hare), 2557 nucleotides long. RefSeq names its product farnesyltransferase, CAAX box, beta (gene FNTB). Gene Ontology annotation, biological process: protein farnesylation. The transcript has 12 exons. Gene Ontology annotation, cellular component: protein farnesyltransferase complex. NCBI's taxonomy places the organism in Eukaryota, Metazoa, Chordata, Mammalia, Lagomorpha, Leporidae. The coding region runs from base 116 to 1435 and encodes 439 amino acids. Gene Ontology annotation, molecular function: protein farnesyltransferase activity. The record is from RefSeq and is a predicted model, not a curated record.